AUGAACAACAAGCACAUGAAGAACAAGCACGGCAACGACAAACACAAGAAGCUCAAGCUAGAAGGCAACGCCUUCAUAAAGAGGAACAAAGGCAAGCGCAACAAGAGCGCCAAGUCAUCAAUGUUGUUCAACCUCAACAUGAUGGGGCACCACGCCCUCAAGGUCAAGAUAAUCGCCGCCAUCAUGAUGAUCGACCUCAUGAUGUUGGACAACUUUGUAACACUUCUAAUCUAUAAUAAUCGUUUGUUUGACUCAGUAUCAUAUUAUGCCCUUGCUUCUUGCAGUGCAGAAGUACUGGAUAAACACUUGUCUAUGGUCCAAAGUGAUCAUGAACAGAAAUCCCAGAUAUUGGAACGGAGAAUAAAAGAUGAUGCAGCUGUUGAAGAAGCUAAAAGACGGGAGCAAUCAAUGAAGGAUGAAAAAAUAAAGCAGGAAAGGACCCGGCAAGAAGCAGAGGCCAGGCAGAAGGCAGCUGCAAAAUUAGCAGCUGAAGCACAAAAAGCAGCAUAUGAGGCUGCUAAAAAGGAAGCUGCAGAAAAGGAAGCUGCUAAAUCGAGGGCAGAAGUAGUUUCCACAUCUGGCCAAAAUUCUCAGAACAGUAUUGAAAUCAAAUCAGAAUUACCAGGGAUCAAAGUCUAUGCCAAUAGUUCUGCAUUAAAAGCGGAAUCGCGGGGGCGUGCAUUACAUGACCAAGUGCCAUCAAACAUUUACCUCAGCAAGGAUUACAGCCGAUAUGACCGACAAAUUGGAAAGUCUAUUAGUAAACUUAUGCCUACUACAGACAGUGUCAAAGCCAGGGCUAGUGAACUUAUUAAAGCUUUAGAUGGACAAGAAUGCCCUCGCCCAAUUGCUUGUCGUUUAUUCGCAGACAAGAUGAUUUCAAUAGUGAAGAGUCGAAAUCCAAAGGACAAAACCUUUGGAAAUUUGGCCUUUGCGUGUGGAUAUGUCAUGCUGCUAGUCACUAACCAGGUACCAGAUGCAAUGGAUUAUCUCCUAGCCGAGUUCCACAAAGUUUGCAUGUACACAGUUCCCAAGCAUCUGCAUGCUUUGAAUGCACAAGCACGGAACACAGAUUACUUUAGGCUUAUUGGCUACCAGGAGGAAGAUGGAAAACUUCAGAGCACUGAGGCAUAUUUGGUAAAUGUUGCUGCAUACGUCAAGCUUUAUGCUGCCAUGAUUCAGACAGAAAUCAAGGGUGUGCGGCAUCCACAUGGCUUAGCUGAGGGAUGGAAAUGGCUUGCAAUGUUCCUCAAUUCUCUCCCAGCCAUCACAGCCACUGCUUGUGCCCUUCAUGCUUUCCUCAAGACGGCUGGGUUUGCGCUUCACAAGAAAUAUGGAUCCCAAUUCAUGAAAAUUCUGGAUGUCAUAUCACGGCAGUUCAUGCCAGCUUUGAAAGAACAAGGCUCGAAAGUUCAGGCAGAGGCUAUCAGUAAUCUACAAAAUUAUCUGGAUGACAAAAAAUAUCUAGAGGAGCCAGAAGGGCAGUACCUUGCCCAGCAGCUGCUAUCAAAAGGGUACAUGUGAAGAUCAACACUGGAUCGGCAUGGAGCUAUCAGCUAUGGUAUAUGGGCUGGCCACUUGGUCGUUCAUGAUUAGCAGCAGCAGUUUCUAACUGGUUCGCCAUGUGCUCAGAGAGGCAGUAGUAUUCCGUCGAGGGAGUGUGCUGCACGGUUAUAACUAUGGAGAAGCCCAGGACCGUCUUGAAGAUGAAGACUGUUUUAGAUAGCCUUCAUGUAUGAUCUUGAAAGAUAAUUUUUGAUAUCACGGGUUUCUUAUAUUUUAUGUGGCACAUGUGAUCUUGAACAUGAAUUAGGAUAAGUGGAAGGUCAUGCCAUUUGUUGUAUUGCAUGUGUGUACCGUGAGGGCAAAUGUUCCCUCAGUUUGAAGUCAACGUCAUUCCGAAUGUAAUUCCUUUUUUUGCGAAAAAAAAUCUGAAUUUAAUUCAGCUGCGUUGAACAAAUUAUUGUUUGUAUUCCCUCCGUUCC
Messenger RNA from Lolium rigidum, 1985 nucleotides. Its product is annotated as mRNA export factor GLE1-like. Lineage: Eukaryota; Viridiplantae; Streptophyta; Magnoliopsida; Poales; Poaceae. Gene Ontology annotation, cellular component: cytoplasm; nuclear pore cytoplasmic filaments; nuclear pore. Gene Ontology annotation, molecular function: translation initiation factor binding; inositol hexakisphosphate binding; phospholipid binding. The transcript has 11 exons. Gene Ontology annotation, biological process: poly(A)+ mRNA export from nucleus; regulation of translational initiation; regulation of translational termination. The coding region runs from base 1 to 1524 and encodes 507 amino acids. The record is from RefSeq and is a predicted model, not a curated record.